Molecule: messenger RNA, 2860 nt
Organism: Bursaphelenchus okinawaensis
Lineage: Eukaryota; Metazoa; Nematoda; Chromadorea; Rhabditida; Aphelenchoididae
Source: the annotation of a GenBank genome assembly
AUGUUUACUAUUGAUGUCGAAGCAGAGAGUCUAUCUCCCGUCAAACAGGUAAGUAAUAUCCUAGAAGUGAAUACUGUAAAGCUUACACAAGAUUUGUGACGAUCAUUACCUAUGAUAUAGUCAAAAAAGCACCAGUAAUAACGCUAAAAAUACAAAUUUAACUUUAGUAACAGCUUCAUACUAUUAAAAGACUCGCGUUUUAGCCAUCGAUUAACAAUUACCAUUUGAUAUCGCUGGAAACAGCUGAUAAGAAUAUAUUAUGUAAAAGUUCGAAGAAAGACCUAAUCGAAAUCUUAAGUUCCUUGAAGAAGUUCGAGGCCAAAGUGACAGACAAGUUAAUACAGAGAUUCAGAAGGCUGACUAAAGUAAGUUACAAACCUAUUUAUAUAUAUAUUAUUUAUUUUAUAUAAAAACCUUUAACACUACACAAUAACAACUUCAAUUUACAUUUCAGGACACAGUAAAAGUAAGUGUCAUAUGUCUUACUGUAUUUUCCCUCUACUGUCAAGCCAUUCGGCUAGCCGACCAUUUGAUUACAAUAGAGCCAAACCAGACUAGCCAGAAUAUAUUACUCUAUCUGAUCAGAAGGUUCUACGACUUUUUCUGGAAGAAUACCUACAUGUUGGGUCCGAAGAAUGACUUUAUCUUUGAUAAAACAGCCUGUCAUCUGAGGAUACCCAAACAUAACAUUACAGUAUCCCUCUCUUGCCAAGCUCUUCACUUUAAUCGACUGUUUGUGUGUAGACAACGUCACAUGGCAGAGAUGUCAAUGAUCAAACAGAAGCAACUACGGAAGGAGGCGCUUCAGAAAGACAAAGAAGUCACGUACGAUCAGCUACCGUGGGAUCCUGUAGACAUGAAGGCAGUUCAAGAUGAUGUAAGUUCAAAACAUAUAAAAUUCUUAGUAAAUAUAUAGUAAAGCAACUAUAUCAUGACACUUUAGAUGUUAUUUACUCAUACAAUGUAAACGACAUAAUGUUAUUUUAUUUUAGUUCCUACGGUCUGAACUUCUAGACCUUGACGACGCAUGUAUUAUCAUUCAGUGUGCUGAACGAAGUAAGAUCAUUUCACAGUAAAACACAAUGUAAAUGUACUAUUUAGUGUAUCAAGCUCAUGCUCGUGGUAUCUACAUGGUAGAAGUGAGGAAGAAAGCCAUGGAUCUACACAACAAAGAUGUUGAAGUCGAUCCGGAAGUGGCAGCGCGAAAGAUUCAAGCUGUAAAAAACUUUAAAAUUUGUAAAAACAUUGACAGUACGAUAUGUAACGUCUAUAUUAAACCAAAGUGUUUUACUUUCCGAUCAAGGUACUAUUCUUUGUUAUCAAAGUUAAUGAUAACAUUUUCAGCGUACUCGUGGCUUCCUAGCUCGCAAAAGCACCAAACUUCUUCGAGAAUCCGAAAAUACCGUACUCGGCAUCAGUCCAAUAUCACUGAUCAAACAGAGAAGCAACUUCAACCACGGCCUUUCCUCUUACCCUCCGGCAUCCCCUUUGUUUUCUUGCGUAGACUCAACUUCAGGACAACCUCUUGCCACUUUUGAGUUCACCUUCAAGGCGCCAAAGUCUAUUCAACACGUAAUCGACCAGUUGCACAACUCCAUCUUCGCUUCUGAUCCCUUGGAGAAUAUCCUGGAGAACAACGGGCAUCAGAAGCUGGGCUACGGUAGAUUCAAUUCUCAAACCGAAAGCUUGUUCUCUAAACUUCUGAACCUCGGUGUGGUACUACUGGGACCAGAACCUUGUGCUCAGUUCGAUGAGUUGAUUAGUUAUACGGUAGAAGUUACCGAGGGGAAGGAGCAACUUUACUGGGAUUUACGAAGCUACCUCUACAUGGUGGCCAUUAUACCUAAUGGUGAGACACAACUCUUUCAAAAUUGUAAAUUUAAAAUGUUUUUGAAAGACAAAAAAAAGAUAAUAAUUUUGAAAUUAUGUCUUAAAGUUCUUAAACAGGUUAUUUAUGUUAAGACCAUUUAAAUAAUAUAUACAUUUAGUACUGUCAACAUGGCAAGACAAUGUAUUCAAAAAGAGAAACAUAUUGUUGGUUGGAUCAAAACAAUCUGGCCGUCACGCUUGGGCCAGAGCUAUGGCACAGAAGUGUGGAGCAGUCCAUAUUAUCAUAAAUGGAAAGUCGUUGCCCAGAAGGAAACGGUCAAAAAUUAUAGAGAAAAUACAACAGGUAAGACCGAUUUACUUAGUAUUACAACUUUUUAACCAAAUUAAAAAAAGAGUUAGGCACUUUAAUAUGUAUUAUAUAUGAUUAUAAGAAGUAACUUUACAGUUUUGUAUUCUGGACAAAAAUGUUUUCGUCAUCUUUGACACCAUGGACAUUUACAACGAGAAAUACAUCAAAAAGUCAUCACAUAUCAAAGUAAACUAUUUUAUAGUAACGUCGCAUAACAAUAAAGGUUUACAGAGCUUUGAUCAGUGACAUCUUAAUAAUGAUGAGUUUUUUUAGAAAUUUCUAUUCAAUUUGCUCGAAACCUGGACAACAGAGCUUGAGAACAACAUUCAGAUAAUUGGAAUAUCCGUAAAAGCAAAUUUGGAAGAGAAAGUAAUGGACCUGUUCCCAAUCACAGUAACGAUCGGCGUCCCCAAACCUUCGGAAAAAAUAGGUAACAAAUACAACCAAUGUUAAUAUAAGUUGUACUAAUGUCAAUGUAAUUUUUUUUAGCAUUUAAAAAAUUUUAAAUUUUCAGAAGUAAUUGCUGAACGCUUGAGCAAACGACAUGAGAAUUCCAAAUCUGAAUUUAUGCCCUCGAGGCUUAUCGAAUUGAAUAAAUCGACCAAAAAUCUGAACAUUGGAAUGACCAUGGAGAAGAUCGACAAGAAACAGCAACGAAGAAAUGCUUCAUCUCAUUACUAA